GCUCAGUUUUGGAUUUGGUAACUACUAUUACUACUUUCUGUUUCGCAUUUAUCGCGUAUAUCGUAAAAUUUUGACAGAAUUAUUUUCCUUUGAUUGAAGUAAAAUGGCAACAGACACGAGAAUACCAACAGUUGCUGCAGAGGAAGUAGACUUAACAUCAAUUCGAGUUGUUGUUAUUGUACCAGAGUUAACCAUGAAGAAAUCCCUAUUUUCUAAGGAACCUGCCAAAAACUGUCAAGUUAAUGUAAAACCAAAUGCAAGAACUCUAGAGGUCACUGUUGAUAUUGAAGAAAAGGGUGGCAAAGUGAUCAAAUAUGCCUAUAAAGCCAACAAGCUGCCCGGCGACAUUGAUCCUGAUGGCUGUAAGACUGAGUACAAGAAAGGACAGGUCAUAAUUUUUCUGAAGAAGAAGGAGGAGACAUCAUGGGCCGUGCCCCUGUCUAAGAAUGGGCUGGACCAGGACCCUGACGCCUAGGUACGAGGGGUGGGGGGAACCAGUCUACAGUCAACACAGAGGGAGAAUAUUGAUUGUGAUGGGAACGCUGAAUGUGAUAUUGUCAGCUGUGCCUAAAUGUAAAACCUGCUGAGCUGACAUUUCCUAAUGCUAUGCUUCAUUUGUUUCCUGAAAAUAUCAACCUAUUAACUUGUUGAGCUGAUUUUUUUUACAGCGGUGCUGCAAUUUGUUUUAUAGCAAUAUUGGUCCAAUGCAUCUUUGUGCAUUCUGUAGAUAUCUUUUAAAUCCGCGCCUUUUUCGCACAGUAACUGAAAAUCUCCACCUUUUUAUCUUAGUAAUCAUUUAUCUUCACAAUGUACAUGAAAAUGUAGAUGGGAGUAGUGGUGAAUGGCUUGUAGACAGUAUUACCUAGACAACUAGACACGUGUAGGGACAUCUUGUCAACCACCUAAUGAAUUUGUUCCAAUAACAAUAAACUAUGUAAAUAAAAACGACAAUUCAACCGUAAAUUUUUUUCUCCACUUGAUAAUCUUUUAUGAGGAAAACAAUCUUUAGAGUGCAAUAUUAUAACGUACCUAUGUCACAAGGUGUGUGUUUAUCAAUUAUUGUAUAUCUAAAAAAUUUGUUCAGAUUUUUUGUUAUAACUUGCGGAUUAUUUUGAAGCAUUUUAAUUUUUUUCUUUACAGUCUUUGUUGUUAGUAUACAAAUGUAUUCCUUUUGAUUUUUUUAUACGUAUGUUUAUAUUUUAACAUUUUAUAAGAGUUGUCUUCAUUAAAGUAAAUUAUGUAAAAUAGUUUAAUGUGUUUUGAAAAAUAAAGAAUAUCAAAAAUAUAA
Molecule: messenger RNA, 1288 nt
Organism: Magallana angulata
Lineage: Eukaryota; Metazoa; Mollusca; Bivalvia; Ostreida; Ostreidae
Exons: 4
Coding region: 104-475 (123 amino acids)
Source: RefSeq, a predicted model, not a curated record